This is a messenger RNA of Dipodomys spectabilis (banner-tailed kangaroo rat), 4727 nucleotides long. RefSeq names its product TATA-box binding protein associated factor 3 (gene Taf3). Lineage: Eukaryota; Metazoa; Chordata; Mammalia; Rodentia; Heteromyidae. The transcript has 7 exons. The record is from RefSeq and is a predicted model, not a curated record. Gene Ontology annotation, molecular function: protein heterodimerization activity. Gene Ontology annotation, cellular component: transcription factor TFIID complex. Bases 48 to 2834 code for a protein of 928 amino acids.
GCGGCGUCCGCGAGGGCUGCGGCGGCGGCGCCCGUCCACGCAGCGGGAUGUGCGAGAGUUACUCCCGGUCGCUGCUGAGGGUCUCGGUGGCGCAGAUCUGCCAGGCGCUGGGCUGGGACUCGGUGCAGCUCAGCGCCUGCCACCUCCUCACCGACGUGCUGCAGCGCUACCUGCAGCAGCUGGGCCGGGGCUGCCACCGGUACUCGGAGCUCUAUGGCCGAACAGACCCAAUUUUGGAUGAUGUUGGUGAAGCUUUCCAACUUAUGGGGGUCAGUCUGCAUGAACUAGAAGACUAUAUUCACAAUAUUGAACCAGUCACCUUCCCACAUCAAAUUCCUUCAUUUCCUGUUAGCAAGAACAAUGUACUUCAGUUUCCUCAGCCUGGAAGUAAAGAUGCAGAAGAAAGAAAGGAGUACAUUCCUGAUUACCUACCACCCAUUGUGUCUUCUCAAGAAGAGGAAGAAGAAGAGCAGGUGCCUACUGAUGGGGGUACAUCAGCUGAAGCCAUGCAGGUUCCCUUGGAGGAAGAUGACGAACUGGAAGAGGAGGAAAUCAUUAAUGAUGAGAACUUCUUGGGCAAGAGGCCACUGGACAGUCCUGAAGCUGAAGAAAUGCCGGCCAUGAAGCGACCACGACUGUUAAGCACUAAAGGGGACACACUAGAUGUAGUAUUAUUGGAAGCUCGAGAGCCUCUCAGCUCAAUAAAUACACAAAAGAUCCCACCAAUGCUUUCCCCAGUCCACGUGCAAGACAGUACAGACCUAGCACCUCCUUCACCAGAGCCACCAAUGUUAGCUCCAGUGGCAAAAUCCCAAAUACCAACUGCAAAACCAUUAGAAACAAAGACAUUCCCACCUAAAGCAAAGACUAAAACGACUUCUCCAGGACAGAAAAGUAAAUCACCUAAAACCACCCCUUCACCAGCAAUGGUCGGAAGUCCUAUUCGGUCACCAAGACCUGUUUCCAAAGAAAAAAAAUCACCUGGACGUUCUAAGAGCCCCAAAAGCCCCAAGAGCCCCAAGAUUACCACUCAUAUUCCCCAACCACCUGUCAGACCUGACACACCAAAUAGGACUCCUUCAGCUCCAGUAAGUGAAAAACUUAGUAAAGAAAUCAUCCAGGUAAAACAAACACCACCUCCCCCCGACACUGGGAAACUGAAUAAUGACACUCAGCCAAGAAAGGCUUUGGUAACAGAUAAAACUAUCGAUGACUCUAUAGAUGCCGUGAUUGCCCGAGCCUGUGCUGAACGCGAGCCAGAUCCUUUUGAAUUUUCUUCUGGAUCUGAAUCUGAAGGAGACAUUUUUAUGAGCCCUAAGAGAAUUUCAGGUUCAGAGUGUACCACUCCCAAAGCAUCCACUUCCUCAAACAAUUUCACUAAGGCAGGAUCCACUCCUCUGCCUCUUUCAGGUGGAACUUCUAGUUCUGAUAACUCAUGGACGAUGGAUGCCUCCAUCGAUGAGGUUGUACGCAAGGCAAAACUGGGAACACCUUCCAAUAUGCCUCCUGGCUUUCCUUACAUCUCCUCUCCUUCAGUUUCUCCUCCCACUCCUGAACCUCUCCACAAAGUGUAUGAAGACAAAACCAAGACACCCUCAUCAGUGGAAGUAAAAAAGAAGCUGAAGAAAGAGCUGAAGACUAAAUUGAAAAAGAAGGAAAAGCAGAGAGAUAAAGAGAGGGAAAAAGAUAGAAGCAAAGAAAAAAGUAAAGACAAGGAUAAGGUGAAAGAGAAGGAGAAAGAGAAAGAAGCUGGCAAGGAAACAAAGUACCCAUGGAAGGAGUUCCUUAAAGAUGAAGAUUCGGAUCCCUAUAAGUUUAAAAUAAAAGAAUUUGAAGAUGUUGAUCCAAAAGUGAGAUUGAAAGAUGGAAUUGUGCGGAAGGAGAAAGAAAAGCAUAAAGACAAGAAGAAAGAUAGAGAAAAGGGCAAACGAGAUAAGGAGAAGAGAGAAAAAGAAAAAGCAAAGGAUAAAGGGAGAGAAGAUAAGACAAAGGCUCCACCCACACCACUGGUAUUGCCCCCGAAAGAGAUGGUACUACCCCUAUUCAGCCCUGCUACAGUGAGGGGCCCCUCCAUGCUGCCUGCCCUGUCGCCAAUGCUCCCAGAAAAACUGUUUGAGGAGAAGGAGAAACCUAAGGAGAAAGAAAGGAAAAAAGACAAAAAGGAGAAGAAGAAAAAGAAAGAGAAAGAGAAGGAAAAGGAGAAGAAAGAAAAGGAAAGGGAGAAAGAGAAAAGAGAGAGAGAGAGGAGAGAAAAAGAAAAGGAGAAACACAAGCAUGAAAAAAUAAAAGUAGAACCAGUGGUUCCAGCCCCAAGUCCAGUCAUCCCCAGAUUGACUCUGCGAGUUGGUGCUGGCCAAGACAAGAUUGUCAUCAGCAAGGUGGUUCCAGCCCCGGAGGCUAAGCCAGCCCCUUCUCUGAAUAGACCCAAAACCCCACCACCAGCCCCAGCCACGGUUCCUGUGCACGUGAACCCCACCCCCCUGCCACUCCUCGCCCAGGCCGCAGCAUGUCCAGCUCUGGUGCCCUCCCCAUCCCCUGCCAUCUCUGGGGCAGGAAGCUCCAAGGCCCCCGUGAGAAGCGUAGUGACUGAGACAGUCAGCACUUACGUGAUCCGAGAUGAGUGGGGCAAUAAGAUCUGGUUCUGCCCUGGGUGCAACAAGCCUGAUGAUGGGAGUCCAAUGAUUGGCUGUGACGGCUGUGAUGACUGGUACCACUGGCCCUGUGUUGGACUAAUGGCUGCCCCACCAGAAGAGAUGCAGUGGUUCUGUGCCAAGUGUUCUGCCAACAAGAAGAAAGAUAAGAAGCACAAGAAGAGGAAGCACCGAGCUCACUGACAGCGCCUGGAGGCUGGACCCCGCAGGGUCAGCAAAGGCUGCCUGCUGCCUCCCUGGUGCCUCUGGACAGAGCUAGUGUGGUUCUGCCAUCCCAUUGCCCCCAGGCCUUGGAUAAGGAAUCAGUGAAGAUAGAGGACAAGAACAUGCCAUCCACUCUGCCUUCCCUUCUGAAACACUGGGAAGUUCCACAGUGGCGUGACUGAAGAAAACUCCAGAAGGGGCGUGGCCUGAGGGCUGCCCACCUCCAUUUUUCUAUUACCAGUGACAAGUAUUAUUAAUAAAAGAGACCAUACAUCUUCCCUUUUGCUUUUCUUUAUUCUCUCCAGGGCCUUUUCUUAAGGUGUAAGAUGAGAAGAUAAUGUAUAAACUGCCUUGACUCUAAUUUAAGGAUGAUAUCAUUAGUCUGUAUACAGCUUUCAACCCCUUUCCCUCUAGAGUAAAAUAAUCGUAAUAACAUAAAAGAAAACUCCACUUGGGAUAUUGGUAAAUAUUUUUGUGAUGAGAAUAUAUGAAGCUUCCCUCCAACCCUGUUUUUAGUACUAACAUGUAAAAUGUUUGGGCUUUUGUGAAAUACCUUAUAUUUUUUAAGAAAAAGGUUUCUAUCAUGUCCUCUUUGCUUCUGUGCAAAUUAGUUUUGUUUAACCUAUUUGAUAUCUUUGUUGCAUUCUAAUUUCGCCCUUCUUUAAACUGCUGGAGUCUCUUCUCACUGCUUGUACAUUUCAUCAACUUGUAUAGAGAAAAACUUCAUACUAAAAAAAAUUCUCCUAAUGUAAAUAAUAAAUAUUUAUGAAGUAGUUAUUUUUUAAAUUUUUAUCGUCUUUAAUUCUGGCUUUCUCUGAAAUCCACUGUGAUUUCAGCCAUGUCUGUAAUUACUGCUGUACAUAGGCAAAGGACGAGAAAAAGAGCCAUAGAGCAGAAUAAUUUACCUUGAGCUGAAUGAAACUGUGCAGUGCCCAAAACUUGUGGGUAAGAAGACCCUAGCAGUUGGAAGGAGAACAGGGCGAUUUGAAUCUGGAGUUUAUGUUUUGAAAUCGUUUUGUUUGUCAUCUAUCUUGUUUCUGUAAAUUUUUCUGCCUUUUACUAAAAGGACAUGUAGGCUCCACAAAAGUUAAAAACAAAAAAAAAACCAUCAAACAAGAAAAAAACAUACUGUAGCAUUCUGUGUUUAUAUUGUUUUAUUUCUACAAAUUUGUUCAUUGAUAUUGUGCUUUAAGGCUGAAAUGAAGUAUAUUAUGAAUUUUUUUAAGAAAAUGCAUCAAAUUUCAGGGUAUCUCAAAACCUUAUUAUAUUACUAUACUGCCCACUAUUUAUUAUAUGUUAUAGAUAUCUGAAAGGUAAACCAAAUAUUUUAUUUUUAAUGUAAAAAAAAGACAUCAAAUUUAACUUUAUUAGCAUAUUUUAGUGACUUUGGAAUAACCAAUAAUUUUGAACUUUUACUUGAUUUUGAAAUGACCUUAAUUUGGACCCAUGUGGUAGAUAUCUUGAAUGCUAGAAUAUGGGCUUUGAAUAUAAUACAAAUAUAUUAAUAGAAAAUGUGAAUUGUUUUACUGCAAAGUCAAUUGAUAUUAGUGUUUGCAUUCAUCUUAUUCUAAAAUAUUAUGUGGUUACAGAAAUGUGGUUUUCAGCCGUGAUGUUAAAUUGCAAAUCAGUGGAAAUGGAGUAGACCUUUCAAAAGUACAUGACAUAAUUGCCCUCCUUGUUCUAGAAACCAGAAUUUUUCUAUCCCUGCCAAAAAAAAAAAAAAUUCAUGUUGAGAUAUGUGGUUUUGGUUUUAUUCAUUUGAGAUCAUACUAAAUACAAUAUUUUCACAUGCACAAACCUACCCAUUAGUGCUUUUCAGAGGGAGAUGAGGGAUAGGGAAACUGCAAAAUAAAGAUUAUUGGCUGUUUCAUA